GCAAACACUACCUAGAAUUGUUCUUUAGUACUUCACGAAAGUGUGAUGUGUUUGGUUUUUGUGUGUGACAAGGAGGAAAAGGUGUUGGGGAAGCAUGUGGCUCCAGGGGUAUGCCCUUAUUGUGGAGGGAUGGUUCAGGCCAUUGAUGUAGAGAGUCAGUGGAGGUUUUGUUUUCUACCCUUAUGUUUUAAGACCAAAACUAAAUACUACUGUACCAUCUGCACAAGGAGAUUAGAGGUCUUCUAAUAACUCCUAUUUGUAAACACUUAUGUAAUAUAAUUACAUACAACAAAGAAAUCAAUUUUCUUACUUCUUUUUUU
Messenger RNA from Vigna angularis (adzuki bean), 320 nucleotides. RefSeq lists its product as uncharacterized. The record is from RefSeq and is a predicted model, not a curated record. The coding region runs from base 46 to 246 and encodes 66 amino acids. The transcript has a single exon. NCBI's taxonomy places the organism in Eukaryota, Viridiplantae, Streptophyta, Magnoliopsida, Fabales, Fabaceae.